GAGCGUACGUGAAGGCACCGCAACAACUCUUCCUCCUCCUUGCUAAUAGCACUCUGGCUACUGUUGCUACAAUACAUACAGACGACGUUAGAUUACACUGGAAGUCAACGUCGGUUUAACUAAACAAAGAUAUGUUUUCUUUCUUUUUUAUUUUACUUGAUGUACUUUGACCUUGGCAGACUAGUUUGCAUGAACGACAUUUUUCAAUAAAAGCUAACGCUCGAGUUUAGCUGCGCAACGGGUUUAGCCCAUUUAAUUAGCUUUGUGCUAGCGUUCAAAUUCCCGAAGACCCACUGUGAAUGGAAGCCGACCUACGGAGUGAACACGUCAACUUGAGGGGUACUAUACAGGAAACAAAGGCUGGAGUUUAUUUGAGGAAGCGUCUCGAACCCAAGAACAUCAAGCUAACCAUUGCUAACUUUGUUGGAACGAAGGAAUCUUUGUAUAAAAUGACCCACGCACAGAAACGAAAUAGCGUAACAUAACGCAGCAUCGCCGUCUGUUUGGAGGUUUGUUUUGAUUUUCAGAAACUAGAUUCUACAUUUCGUCGUCACCUCAAACAACAUUGCAAGCUGACACUUGAAGGAAGGAAUGGUGACAUUAUCGGACUGACCCUGCCCUCCGUCCCAGGUAGGGGAGUAGUGAACACUCCCCGGCCUGGUGAUGGGGAAACAUCCGUUCCAGCUUCCUUCUUUUGUGUUUUAAAUCCUCUUCCAGGUGACAAAAUGAACCACUGCCUGACGUGAUAUCUCUGGACAAUUGUACGAUCAUCAUGGAACCAGAUGAAGUUAUUCAACCAGACAGUCGUUGCUAAAAUCAUGGACGUUUGAUUUUUGGGUGUGUGUGUGUGUUUUUAAAGACCGUUUUACCACACGCUCUCCGACAUGUCUGCAUACGCCGAGUUCGUGCCUCCUCCUGAAUGCCCGGUGUUCGAGCCGAGUUGGGAGGACUUUUCGGAUCCUUUAGGGUUUAUUAACAAAAUCAGACCCAUCGCGGAGAAAAAUGGCAUCUGCAAGAUAAGGCCUCCACAGGACUGGCAGCCUCCAUUCGCCUGCGAAGUUAGAAACUUUCGCUUCACUCCAAGAGUGCAAAGACUAAAUGAACUUGAGGCCCUAACUCGGGUUAAACUAAACUUUCUGGAUCAAAUAGCAAAGUUCUGGGAGCUGCAGGGAUCAAAGAUUCGAUUUCCUCACGUGGAGAGAAAGGUUCUGGACCUCUAUCAGCUCAGCAAGAUUGUGUCAUCCGAAGGUGGCUUUGAGACUAUCUGCAAAGAGAAGAGAUGGUCCAAAGUGUCGAGUCGAAUGGGUUUCCCACCGGGAAAAGGCACUGGUUCCCUGCUGCGUUCCCACUAUGAGAGAAUCCUUUACCCUUACGAGCUCUUCCAGUCUGGAGCUACGCUCACCGGACUCCAACGGCUGUAUGACGAGGCAACGGACGGGGAAGACGUAGAUGAGGGGGUUGGCGAGGAAACAAUGGAGGAAGACGAGGAUCAAGAAGAGGAGGACGAGAAGGACAAGGAGAAAGACGUGGAGGGCGAAGUGACACAAACCAAGGGGCAGCUUCUUCCCGAGAGGCGCUCCAGACGUCUCAAGUCAGAGAGGGAGAACAAGGACCCUAAAGGUCUCAAAAUCUUUGAAACAAGUCCCAGGAUGGUCGAUUUAGAGAUCGUGUCUGCUGACGACGGGUUUAUUAAGAAGCAGCGUCACCUCAAAGCUCAAGCCUUUGCCAUCAAAAUGAGACCACGUAAGGAGACCCUGGAGGUCAACUUCAUUGACCUUUACCUCUGCCUGGUGUGUGGACGCGGAGACGAGGAGGACCGCCUCCUGCUGUGUGACGGCUGUGAUGACAGCUACCACACCUUCUGCCUCAUCCCCCCUCUGCAGGAUGUGCCCAAGGGGGACUGGCGUUGCCCCAAGUGUGUUGCUGAGGAGUGCAGCAAACCCAGAGAGGCGUUUGGCUUUGAGCAGGCGGUCAGAGAGUACACGCUGCAGAGCUUCGGAGAAAUGGCCGACAACUUUAAAUCAGACUAUUUUAAUAUGCCGGUUCACAUGGUCCCUACAGAGCUGGUGGAGAAGGAGUUCUGGCGUCUGGUCAGCAGCAUCGAGGAGGACGUAAUCGUAGAGUACGGAGCUGACAUCAGCUCCAAGGAGGUGGGAAGUGGGUUUCCUGUGAAAGAUGGCAAGAGGAGGCUUCUGGGAGAUGAGGAGGAAUACGCCAACUCUGGCUGGAACUUGAACAACAUGCCGGUUCUGGAGCAGUCGGUUCUCGCUCACAUUAAUGUGGACAUAUCCGGCAUGAAGGUUCCCUGGCUCUAUGUUGGGAUGUGCUUCUCCUCCUUCUGCUGGCACAUCGAGGACCACUGGAGUUACUCCAUUAACUUCCUGCACUGGGGAGAACCCAAGACUUGGUAUGGAGUACCGGCCUCUGCAGCAGAGAAACUGGAGGCUGUGAUGAAAAAAUUGGCCCCAGAGCUGUUCGACUCUCAACCCGACCUCCUUCACCAGCUGGUCACCAUCAUGAAUCCAAACGUCCUCAUGGAGCACGGUGUUCCUGUUUACAGGACUAACCAGUGUGCCGGGGAGUUUGUGGUGACCUUCCCCAGAGCCUAUCACAGCGGCUUCAACCAGGGCUACAACUUUGCAGAAGCUGUUAAUUUCUGCACAGCUGACUGGUUACCUUUGGGGCGCCAGUGCGUUGCUCACUACCGACGGCUCCACCGCUACUGCGUCUUCUCCCACGAAGAACUGUUGUGCAAGAUGGCGGCUGAUCCCGAGAGCCUCGACGUGGAACUGGCUGCGUCCAUUUUCAAGGAGAUGGGAGAGAUGAUAGAGGAGGAGACGAAGCUCAGGCAGGCUGUCCAAGAAAUGGGGGUGCUGUCAUCAGAACAGGAGGUCUUUGAGCUCGUUCCAGACGAUGAGCGUCAGUGUCACAAGUGUAAGACCACCUGCUUCCUUUCGGCGUUGACCUGUCCCUGUUGUCCGGACCGGCUGGUUUGCCUCCAUCAUGCCAAGGAUCUCUGCGACUGUCCUCUUGGCAACAAGUGUCUUCGAUAUCGUUAUGAUCUGGAGGAGUUUCCAUCCAUGUUGUAUGGCGUUAAGACCCGGGCUCAGUCCUACGACACCUGGGCCAAGAGGGUCUCUGAAGCUUUGGUAGCGGAUCAGAAGAACAAAAAAGAUUUGAUUGAACUCAAGGUUUUGCUGGAGGACGCAGAAGACAGGAAAUACCCUGAGAACUCGUUGUUCCGUCGCUUGAGGGAGAUGGUGAAAGAAGCGGAGACGUGUUCCUCAGUGGCUCAGUUGUUGCUCAGCCGUAAGCAGAGGCACAGCAGCCGCCUUCGUUCUGAAAGCAGCCGUAAUCGCACCAAACUGACCGUAGAUGAGCUGAAAGCCUUUGUGGGCCAGCUCUACAGGCUGCCAUGUAUCAUCAGCCAGGCGCGACAAGUCAAAGAGUUACUGGAGACUGUGGAGGACUUCCACGAGCGAGCCCAGGUGGCUUUAUCAGACGAGACGCCCGAUUCCGCCAAGCUGCAGGAGCUUUUGGAUCUGGGAAGCGGCCUGGACGUAGAGCUGCCCGAGCUGCCUAGACUCAAACAGGAGCUGCAACAGGCCAGGUGGCUUGAUGAGGUCCGUGUCACCCUUUCUGAACCACACUGUGUCACUCUGGAGCUGAUGAAGAGGCUGAUCGACUGGGGGGUGGGACUGGCUCCACAUCAUGCUGUGGAGAAGGCGAUGGCAGAGCUACAAGAGGUCCUCACUGUCUCAGAGAGGUGGGAGGACAAGGCACGUGCCUGUCUAGGUGCCAGACCUCGACACAGCAUGGUGACCCUGGAGAGCAUCGUGCUGGAGGCCAGAAACAUCCCAGCAUAUCUGCCCAAUAUUCUGGCUCUAGAAGACGCCCUCCACAAAGCAAAGGAGUGGAGCGCUAAGGUGGAGGCCAUCCAUAACGGAAGCAGCUACGCUUAUCUGGAGCAGCUGGAAAGCCUCCUGGCCAGAGGUCGCUCCAUCCCCGUUCGACUUGAUCCACUGGCCCUGGUGGAGACCCAGGUGGCUUCAGCUCGGGCCUGGAGGGAGAGGACCGCUCGCACAUUCCUGAAGAAGAACUCUACGUACACGCUGCUCCAGGUUCUCAGCCCACGUAUGGAUAUCGGCGUUUACAGCAACAGCAAGAGCAAGCGGAGGCGGGUCAAGGAGCUUAUGGAGAAGGAGAGAGGUGGCUUUGACCCCCACACUUUGAGCGACCUGGAGGAGAGCCUUGAGGAGGUCCGAGACCCUUCAACUGUUGUAGCUGCUUUCAAAGCCAAAGAGCAAAAGGAAGUGAACGCCAUUCACUCGCUCCGUGCUGCUAAUUUAGCCAAAAUGGCCAUGGCGGACCGCAUUGAGGAGGUCAAGUUCUGUCUGUGUCGAAAGACAGCCAGUGGCUUCAUGCUGCAGUGUGAGCUUUGUAAGGACUGGUUCCACGGCGCCUGCGUCCCUUUACCUAAAACAGGAACUCAAAAGAAAGUGGGCGUGGCCUGGCAGAGCAACAGCAAAGACUCCAAAUUCUUGUGUCCGCUGUGUCAGAGGUCGAGGAGACCGAGGCUGGAGACCAUUCUGUCCCUGCUGGUUUCCUUACAAAAGCUGCCGGUGCGUCUGCCAGAAGGAGAAGCUCUGCAGUGUUUAACAGAGAGAGCAAUGAGCUGGCAGGACCGAGCGCGUCAAGCUCUGGCUACCGAGGAGCUGUCCUCCGCUCUGGCCAAGCUGUCUGUGCUGAGUCAGCGUAUGGUGGAGCAGGCGGCGAGGGAGAAGACGGAGAAGAUCAUCAACGCCGAGCUGCAGAAAGCUGCUGCCAAUCCAGACCUGCAGGGCCACAUCCAAACCUUUCAACAGUCCGGUUUCAGCAGAGCCACGUCGCCUCGCCAGUGCAUGGACUACGACGACGAGGAAACGGACUCGGAUGAGGACAUCAGAGAGACCUACGGUUAUGACAUGAAGGACCCAGGCGAGGUGAAGCCCUACCUGUUCUGUGACGAGGAGAUUCCCGUCAAGUCCGAGGAGGUGGUCAGUCACAUGUGGCCGGCAGCCACUCCUUCCUUCUGUGCCGAGCAUGCCUACUCAUCAGCGUCCAAGUCCUGUGUUCAAAACCUGGGCACUCCCAGAAAGCAGCCCCGGAAGACCCCUCUGGUCCCUCGGAGCCUGGAACCGCCAGUGCUCGAGCUGUCCCCACAAGCUAAGGCCCAGCUGGAGGACCUGAUGAUGCUGGGAGACCUGCUGGAGGUGUCUCUGGAUGAGACCCAGCACAUCUGGAGGAUCCUGCAGGCCACGCAGCCUCCCUCUGAGGAGAGAUUCUUACAAGUCUUAGAGCCUGACAACUCUCUCAUGGAGAAGCCUCUGAAGAUCAAACUCAAGGAUUCAGAGAAGAAAAGGAAACGGAAGCUGAAGCGAGCCGAGCACCACCACAUGCUGAUGGCCACUGCCGGCGGAGUCUCGGCCAUGGGAGACAUCCGACUGUCCAAGGCCAAAGAGCUGAAAAGAGCUGGUCUGGAACUCGGCCUCGGGGGCAAACCCAAGAAAAAGAAGCUCAAACUUGGCCUGGAGAAGAACCGGGAGAUGAAACAGUUAGCUAAACGUUUAGCCAAGGAGGAGAAGGAGAGGAAGAGGAAGGAGAAAGCGGCUGCGAAGGUGGAGGCCAUCAAGGAGGGGCUGGAGAAGAGGAAGGAGAAGAAGAUCCUGGACAUUCCCUCCAAGUACGACUGGUCAGGAGCCGAGGACUCCAACGACGAAAACGCAGUGUGUGCUGCCAAGAACUGCCAGAGGCCAUGUAAAGACAAGGUGGACUGGGUGCAGUGUGACGGGGGCUGUGACGAGUGGUUCCACCAGGUGUGUGUGGGGGUUUCCUGCGAAAUGGCGGAAAAUGAGGACUAUAUUUGCGUGGACUGCUCUGAGAAGGCGGGCAGCGUGGGCGGAGGGAUUACAGUGGAGGAGGUGGCGGAGGAGAGCGUCGUGGUGCUGUCCACGUGCGGUGGAGUGCAGAGCUUAUCCUCGGCAUCUCUGCCCAUGUCCUCGUGGUCCUCUUUGACCCACAUAACCCCAGCUGCUCCAGGUCUACAGCAAGAACCAGGGCUGGGCAGCUAGCGCCAAACACCGGCCAAGAAAUCAGCACCUUACACACAAAAACCAGAGACCAGCUCAGUGUUGCUUUGAUUUAAAAGCACAAAGGGACUUGUGUGUGACAUCACAAAUGAGUGCAGAGUUAGCUCUCCAAUAAACGUUGUAGAUGAAGAAACAUCCGACCGCUCCUCUCUGAAGGCUCUGAUGUACAAACACCAGGACGUCCUGUACCACUGCCCUCUGCCUGGCCCCUCAGACAGGAACAAGUAGGACUCAAGACUAGGAAACCAAGUGGUGGUGAUGUAGAGUUAUUUAUAAUGUAUAUAGCUUUUAACAAUUAAAUGGAUUGUGGCUUUUUUGUUUUCUCACCUUUAAUAAACAAAUCCUAGUCAAACA
Molecule: messenger RNA, 6482 nt
Organism: Nothobranchius furzeri (turquoise killifish)
Lineage: Eukaryota; Metazoa; Chordata; Actinopteri; Cyprinodontiformes; Nothobranchiidae
Gene: kdm5a
Product: lysine demethylase 5A
Biological process (GO): regulation of DNA-templated transcription; chromatin remodeling
Cellular component (GO): chromatin; nucleus
Molecular function (GO): DNA binding; histone H3K4me/H3K4me2/H3K4me3 demethylase activity
Source: RefSeq, a predicted model, not a curated record